This is a messenger RNA of Styela clava, 2578 nucleotides long. RefSeq lists its product as uncharacterized. The record is from RefSeq and is a predicted model, not a curated record. Lineage: Eukaryota; Metazoa; Chordata; Ascidiacea; Stolidobranchia; Styelidae.
AAUGCGAUUAUAAAAUGUAAAAAUGUUGUCUUCUCACGACCUGAGUAAGAAGUAUAUAAAAGUUCCACUCUUGUUGAAACGGGCUUUAUUUGCGACAACCCCUUGCGAUAUUGGUAUCUGUAUUCUUUCUAAAGUUGAAGUACAUAUAUGUGUAUGCUUCUAUAUUUGAAUCAAAGAGUAAACCUUCUCUGGAUAGAAUGUUAUCAAGUUUGGAAGCAUCGAGCAACAAUAUUUCGUCGAUUCCCAUGAACUAUACUGGGUCCAUGAGUGCACUACUUUUCGAUGACUCGAUGGAGAAAAUGGACGUCGAAAAAACGUCCUCAGAUGUAACGAGGUAUCUAGAAGAAUACAUUGAGUCCAGUUUUAAUUUUGCAGAAACGACCUCUUCCUUUUCAGCAAGCCCCUGUUCAGAUCACACUUCUGUAUCAAGAACGUCGUCAGAUGAAGGUAGUUCAAAUAAAAUGACGCCAAGUUAUACAGUAUCAACAUGUUCGGAUGUUUUUUUGCCAACUGAUUCUAAAGACUGUAAUUUCCAGCUGAACAACAUAAUUAACACUAGUACAGAUGAGUUCCCGUAUGAGGACGUUCUCUCAUUAGAAAAUGCGCUCGAGGAAGCCGUUGGAGAUUCGUUGGAAAAUGUUGGUAGCGUGAAAAUUGAAUCGAACAUGAUUCAAAAUUUAUCGUCUCAUACAUCAAUAAGCGGGCAAAAUUUUACGAUGCCACAACCACCUAACUCAAACCCGCCUAUAAGUAAUGCGUUUCCAAAAGUAUCUCACCGAGUAGUAAUCAGUCCGACUACAACAUUAGUUCUGUCCGAUGACGUUAUGCGUAAGAAACAUCGCCCUCUUUCAACUAACAGCAAAUCGACCUCUAAAAUGGUAACAUCAACCAGCAAUCAACUACAUCCUUCCAUGGUGCAAAACAGGCCAAUUUCAUCGAGUUCUGGAAAAAUCUCACCCGUAGCAAUCAAUGUAGGAAGUAACGAUCAUGCAAUAACUUCACUUCAGUCGAUGACGGCAAGCAACCAGAGCCCUCAGUCUGUGGAAACUUCUGACCAUUUGUUAGCAGAACAAGACGAUCAGCAGAAUGACGAGAAUGUUGAGUGGUCUACCCCAAGGAAAAGCAUCCAAGCAAUACAAAAGAAUCCACUUCCACCUGAAGGUUAUAAGAUAACAAGAUAUCCAUUGAAAAGUCAGACGGAUAAUAGAGAAGAAAACAAAAUACAAGAUGAAACGACUGAUAUCAUAAAUGAACUACGACAUCAGCUUCAAAGGGCCAGGAUGGAGGUUGAUCAUCGUCUGAAAGAAGUUGAAGAAUGGAGAUUAUCUGCUCAACAAAUAUUUGAUGCAGCAAGAAAAAUUCGGGCUCAAAUGGAAUUAGAAAAGUCUCGAGCUGAUCGUGCAGAAUCGAAGAUUGCCCAACUCACUGCACACUUCAGAUCAAAAGCUGCAGCAAAAGCGAGAGCAAAGUCCAUCGGAUCUGAGAAAUCUGGAACAUCCGGCAAUGUAAAUCAAUCUUCAAAAUCCCCAAAUACUGCAGACGCGUCUGGAUCAAAAACAUCCGGGUCCCCAGAUCCGAUUAUAUUAAGUCGAAAAAGACGACGAACAGUUCCCGAACUCGAUGAUGUUACAAAAUCACUAGCUUCUUGGUUGAUGUCGCAACCAUCAGACGCAAAAAAGAAACCGGCCACGUCUGCACAUCCCAGAUCAGUUUCAGAAAGCGUAUUUGGCUUUCAAAAACCAAAAGAUGAGUUAGUGUAUUCACCACAAAUCAACAGCGGUGUGAGACUAGCCUUGAGGGCAAAGGUGUGUUCUGCAAGAGCGGAUACACUGAACACAGCUCAGGAUCUUAUAAAACAGACAAAACUGCUUUUGGUCGAUCUCCCAACAAUACCUGAAAGUUCUUCUAGCGCAAGUAUCCCGGGAUUAUUUGAAAGCAGAAUAACGAUGAGAAAUAGGUGGAGUAGUGUUGACAGCGUUCACUCGGCAACGACAUGUUCGACAACGCCAUCGAGCGGAAGCGCAAGAGUGCCAAUGUCUCAUUCUUUGUCAGAGUCAUCACUACAAAUUAAGAAAUCAUAAUACAAUAACGAUAAUGGAGUGAUAAAAUUAUAUUUUUCUUUAUUUCAUUUAUAUUGAAUAUUAUAAAUAUUGUUUAUUGGUACUAUUAUUAUAUUUAAUUUUAACUUUCAUUACCAAUAUAAUGAAAAUGUUUACAAAAUGGUGAUAACCAAUUGAAAAGCAUCUGUGGAAUGCUUCAUAUGUCGAUAAAAAUUCAUUUUUUUCUUAAUGCAAAAAAUAAAUUAUUUUUAUUAAACUCAAAUAUGUUUAUUCCAAUAGUGUUCUGCGUAAUGUAGUAUAAUAUCUUUAGCUCAUCGCCUAUUGUUCCAGUGGUUACAGUCAAAUUUACCCUCAAAUCCACAUACUUAAUCUUAUUUAUCUAGACGUUUUCCUGUUUAUUACAUCUCUAUGGUAUGUAUUCUAACAUGUAUACGAUACCACACUACUAAUUGUUGUGGCCACAGAUUCUAUUUUUCUGUUCUGGUAUGUGGUUGCCAAUAAAUUUCACUUUCAUUGUU